Molecule: messenger RNA, 2535 nt
Organism: Archocentrus centrarchus (flier cichlid)
Lineage: Eukaryota; Metazoa; Chordata; Actinopteri; Cichliformes; Cichlidae
Product: taste receptor type 1 member 1-like
Exons: 7
Coding region: 1-2457 (818 amino acids)
Biological process (GO): G protein-coupled receptor signaling pathway
Cellular component (GO): plasma membrane
Molecular function (GO): G protein-coupled receptor activity
Source: RefSeq, a predicted model, not a curated record
AUGAAACAUUUUCUUGUUUCUCUGUGUCUGUUCAGAACAUUUCUACAUGCCUUCACUCAACGUGCUGUCUCAGCCUCAGAGUUUCAGCUGGAAGGAGAUUAUUUGAUAGGUGGACUUUUUGACAUCCAUUAUGACAGCAGACAAACAUAUCAUGAAAGACCAGAAGUCAUGGACUGCUCCACUAAACUACUCACAAUUGCAAGUUAUCAGAGGUUUCAGUUGAUGAGAUUUUCUGUUGAGGAAAUCAAUAACUCUACCAAUUUAUUGCCAAAUGUAACUCUUGGCUAUGAAAUAUUUGAUCACUGUUCAGAUAUGCAGAAUUUUCCAAGUAUUUUUAAAUUAAUCUCAAUUAAUGGCUCAGUCCAACCUUGGGCUCAAACACAAAAACCUCUGUCUAAAGUAAUAUCAGUGGUUGGUCCUUUCGCAAGCACUCAGUCCCUGACCGCAGCCCCACUAUUCAUGCCAGAUCUUGUUCCUAUGAUCGGUUACGCAGCUGCUAGUUCUGUGUUUUCAAACAAGGCAAAAUACCCAUCGUUCAUGCGUACAGUGCCUUCCAAUAAAAGCAUGAUCGACGUGAUUGUUAAAAUUUUGCUAAACUUCAAGUGGCGCUGGGUUGCUUUCAUUAACAGUGAUGAUGAUUAUGGCACCGAUGGUCUGAAUCUGUUCAUUAAGAGGAUUAAGGAUUCUGAGAUCUGCCUAGCAUACACCAAGACCCUCAGUGACAACCCCGAUUACUCUCAAAUGUUUAAACAAAUAGAGGCACAGCAGAUACGUGUCAUAAUCGUUUUUGCUCCCCAAAAAACAGCUGAAAAGUUCUUUCAAUCAGCAAUACGACUGAAUAUCACAAACAAGGUGUGGAUAGGAGGACGCUCAUGGGCCUCAGACAAGGAGCUCCCCAAAAUACAAGGAAUCAAAAACAUUGGAACCAUACUUGGGGUAUCUAUCCCAGUAGUGACAAUACCUGGUUUCAGUGAUUUUAUAUAUUCUUCCAAAGUCCAGACUCAUUGUGAAAAUGCAGAGCAAGACAUAUUUUGUAAUCAGAAAUGUAACUGCACCUGCCCGAAACCUGAGGAAAUCCUUGCUGCGGACCCAUCAUUGACUUUGCCAGUUUAUUCUGCCAUAUAUGCCAUUGCUCAUGCCUUACACAAUACCUUACAAUGUGGAGCUGGCAAAUGUAAUAACAAUAUCACAGUGUAUCCACACAUGGUUCUGGCAGAGCUGAAAAAUUCAGAUUUUAUACUUUUAAACCAAAAUAUUCAGUUUGAUGACAACGGAGAUACAAAGUGUGGAUAUUUUACUAUAGUUUUCUGGAAUAACAGUGGUGAUGCACAGGAGGUCGGAUUUUAUCAGUUUAAUACAACAGUCCAGUUCUCCAUAGAUAACAGCAAAAUUAAGUGGCACACCAAUGGAGAAGCGCCGACUUCCUUCUGUUCCCCAGAAUGUUCUGUAGGAUAUAUAAGAAAGUCAAAUGGAAUCCAUAAAUGCUGCUUCACCUGUGAAAUCUGUCCAAAUGGAACUUACAUCAACAUUACAGAGAACACCUGCAUCAAGUGUAAGGACACCGAAUGGUCUGAAGAAGGAAGUACAUCAUGCAGUCUGCGAGCUGUGGAGUACAUGCCAGUUACAGACAUCGUGGCUAUACUGGUCUUCAUAGCAGCCGUUGCCUUUGUGGCCAUGACAUUAGCCAUGUCUGUUCUCUUUUCCAUCAACUACGACACACCUGUCGUCAGAUCUGCUGGAGGACCAAUGUGCUUCUUAAUUUUAGGCUGUCUCAGUCUGUCUAGUCUUAGUGUAUUCUUUCAUUUUGGUAAGCCCACAGUUUAUCUCUGUAUCUUGAGGUAUUUACCAUUUCUCUUAUUCUACACUGUUUGUCUGUCAUGUUUUGUUGUGCGCUCUUUUCAGAUUGUUUGCAUUUUCAAAAUAGCAGCCAAGGUGCCCAAGCUCCACAGCUGGUGGAUAAAAUAUCAUGGACAAUGGCUGGUCAUUACUGUUGUGUUUGUCACUCAAGCAGUUUUCCUUGUUAUUGGAUAUUCUUGUGAACCUCCCAGCCCCUAUAAUGAAACAUCAUGGUACCCCGACAAAAUCAUACUUAGCUGUGACAUCAGCCUCAGAGCAGCUACAGCUCCUGUAGUUUUACUUUCAUCAAUAUCCAUUCUUUGCUUCAUUUUCUCCUACAUGGGCAAAAACCUCCCUAAAAACUACAAUGAGGCCAAAGCAAUAACCUUCUGCCUCCUCCUGCUGAUCCUCACUUGGAUCAUUUUCACCACAGAGAACAUGCUUUACCAUGGAAAGUACAUGCAGCCUCUUAGUGCUCUGGCAGUACUCUCCAGCCUCUACUCCUUUCUGUUGUGGUAUUUCCUCCCAAAAUGUUACAUCAUUAUUUUUCAGCCCCACAAAAACACACAGCAGUACUUCCAAGGUCUCAUUCAAAAUUAUACCAAAACAAUUAGCCAGUAGCUGCCUUCAGGAAAUGUAUCAGUCACUAUAGAUGGAGAAGUGAUCUUUUUACAGGUGCUGUAACCUUCCUCUAACAGG